AUGGCGGCCAAGCUACGACUACCUGCGCUGGUCCUCCUGGCCACCGCCCUCGUGACCUUCUUCUGCUUCCAUGGCGUCGCGGCAGCCUCGACGUCGCCGCCGCUCAACGCCAGUAGCAGCGGCGGCGGCGGCUUCAGCCUACGGCUCGUCUCCAACAACAGCCACCACAGGUACACCGACUUGGACAGCCUGCAGCGCGCCAAGCAGGAGGUCAGAUGCCGGAUUGCGCACCGCUUCGCCGGCGCCGACAUCACCGCCGCCAGCAUACGGACGUACCUCUGCCCGCCGGCGUCCAUGGUGUACGCCGUCGCAGUGGGCGUGGGCACGGAGCACGGGUACGAGAACUACGAGCUGGAGAUGGACAUGGCCGCCGGCUUCUCCUGGAUGCAGUGCGCGCCGUGCCACCCGUGCCUGCCGCAGCUCAACCCGGUGUUCGACCCGGCCAAGUCCCCGACCUUCCGCCCCGUCAGCGGCCACAACGCCGUCCUCUGCCGGCCGCCGUACCACCCGCUGCAGGACGGGCGGUGCGGCUUCGGAAUCGCCUACCGGAACGGCGCGUCGGCGGCGGGGUACCUCGCCAGGGACACCUUCUCCUUCCCCACCGGCGACAACAACUUCCAGCAUCUCCCCGGCAUCGUCUUCGGGUGCGCGAACCGGAUCGCGCGCUUCGACACCCACGGCGCGCUCGCCGGCGUCCUCGGCAUGGGGAUGGGCGCCGAGGGGAAGCCAUUGACGGGCUUCAUGCGGCAGCUCUACCACAACGGCGGCGGUCGCUUCUCCUACUGCCCGAUCGUGCCGGGGACGACCGCCUACAGCUUCCUCCGGUUCGGCAACGACAUCCCCAGCCAGCCGCCGGCGGGCGUGCACCGCCAGAGCAUGGCCGUGCUCGCGCCGACCACGACCAGCGAGGCGUACUACGUCAAGCUCGCCGGCAUCAGCGUCGGCGCGCUCCGGGUGCCCGGCGUCACGCCGGAGAUGUUCGAGCGCGACCAGCACGGGCGCGGCGGGUGCGCCAUCGACAUCGGCACCAAGAUGACGGCGAUCGUGCAGACGGCGUACGCCCACGUCGAGGCGGCGGUGCGGGGCCACCUGCAGAGGAACAGGGCCCGGUUCGUGCAGAGCCCCGGCCACCACCUGUGCGUCCACCGCACGCCGGCGAUCGAGGAGCGGCUCCCGAGCAUGACGCUGCACUUCGUCGGCGGCCCCUGGCUGCGCGUCAAGCCGCAGCAUUUGUUCUUGGUUGUCGGGUCGCCCACCGGCGGCGGCGAGUACCUCUGCCUCGGCUUGGUCCCGGACGCCGAGAUGACGGUGAUCGGCGCGAUGCAGCAGAUCGACACGCGCUUCAUCUUCGACCUCCAUAAUAACAUACCCAUUGUGAGCUUUAAUCCGGAGGACUGCCACCUUGAUGCCGGUACCCAUUGA
Molecule: messenger RNA, 1422 nt
Organism: Brachypodium distachyon (stiff brome)
Lineage: Eukaryota; Viridiplantae; Streptophyta; Magnoliopsida; Poales; Poaceae
Product: aspartic proteinase nepenthesin-2
Exons: 1
Coding region: 1-1422 (473 amino acids)
Cellular component (GO): extracellular region
Molecular function (GO): protein binding
Source: RefSeq, a predicted model, not a curated record